UUGCUUGUCUGAGAAGUAGAGCAAAGCAGCAAACCUGUUUAUCUGCCUGAAACCAGGAAACCAAUCAAACGUUGCAGGGGGGAGAGGAGAGAGAGACGGAGAAGAAACAGCAGCGUUUGAGGCCAUGACAGAGAACGUGUUUCCACUGCUUUUUCACUCUUUCUCAUAGUUGUACUGUGACAGAGCUUGAGGAGGGUGAAGGGACAAAGAGUGGACGUUCUCCUCUUUGAAUGCUGCAUCUGCACACGUCCAUCGCUGCCUAAUGUAAUGUUGUUGGGUUAUCAUGAUAUGGAUGAAGGACGGCUGCUGUUUGAGGAUGCUAAGAUGUGAGCUUCUCAGAUGAAGCAGACAACUGACAGAAAUCAUUGUAAGGACCUCAAACAUUCAGACACUGAGAGCUUCCACUCCUCUUAGCACAGUAGUCGGCUCAUGCACAAGGACAGACUGGCAUUUAAAGUAGUUUAUGGUUCACAUCGCUCACACACAACAGCGACAUGAUGGCAGCAGCAGGUUCAAGCUCCCAGCUCCCAACAAGCGAGGACCGACAGCUGGUGGACAAGGCCCUCAAGAGACUGGAGAAGCUCCACGAGCUGUGCACGAACCCCCGCCUGGGCCUGAGGAACAGUCCGCCGUACCUGCCCGAGCUGGUAUUUGAGACGACAGCGCUGCUCACGCAGGUUUGGGAGCCCUACAGAGGCUCCAAGGCCGCAGGCGGACAGACGCCCCGGGGAGACGAGGCCAGCUACCUGAGGGUCCAUGUCAGAAACCUGCUGGAUAAGACAGACAGGGCCGUGCUGCUGUUCAAAGAAGGACGGGAAAAGAUAUUUGAGGAGACAUCGAGUCAAAGGAGAGACUUGACCAAACUGUCCCUGCUGUUCAGUCACAUGCUGUGUGAGAUGAGGGCCAUGUUUCCAGAUGGAUCUUUUCAGGGUGACACCUACUGGGUGACCAAGCCAGAGGCCGAGAAGUUUUGGUGGCACUCGUUUGGCAACAAGUGUGUGGUUCCGUGGACAAUCUUUAAAGAGCAGCUGCGGAGUGUGCAUACGUUUGAGGAAGGGAUGGAGUCCAUGGCGCUCAAAUCAACCAUUGAUCUCACCUGUAAUGACCACAUCUCUGUGUUUGAGUUUGACAUCUUCACCAGACUCUUUCAGCCCUGGUAUUCACUUUUAAGGAACUGGAACCAAUUAGCAGUGACUCAUCCAGGCUACAUGGCUUUCCUCACCUACGACCAGGUUAUAGCUCGUCUGGAGCACUACCUGCACAGGCCUGGAAGCUAUAUCUUCAGACUAAGCUGCACAAGAAUGGGCCAGUGGGCUAUUGGUCAUGUGACCACUGAUGGCAGCAUCGUCCAGUCCAUCCCCGAGAACACACCUCUCUACAUGGCUCUCAUCGAAGGCUUCAGUGAGGGCUGCUACCUGUACCCUGAUGGCCGUGAUGUGAACCCCGACCUGACCGCCUUGUGUGAACCUUACCAGAGGAGCAAUGUCAGAGUCACAGAAGAGCAGUACGAGCUUUACUGUGACAUCGGCAGCACCUUCCAGUUGUGUAAGAUCUGUGCAGAGAAGGAUAAGGACACUCGUAUUCAGCCCUGUGGGCAUCUCCUGUGCCAACGCUGCCUCACAGGCUGGCAGCAGAAGUCAGCGGGCAACACGUGUCCAUACUGUCGCUGCCACAUCAGAGGGACCGAGUCCAUUCUCAUCGAGCCCUACCUGGCAGGCAGUGGUCAUGGCCAGGAGGAGGAGGAGGAGGAGGAAGAGGAGGAGGAGGACCAUGAGGAUAUUGAAGUUGUGGUAAAAGAAAUGGCUGCCUUGAGGAAGCGCUCAAGUUUGGAUUACCAGGUGCCCAUCUCCCGCCUCUGUGCUCCACCUCUGCCCCCUAAAAACAGCAAGACCCCACGCUCCUCCCGUCCCACCCACCAGCCCCAGACACCAGAAGCCAACGUGCUGACCAAACACUCGCACUCCGGUCCACCUCACGGUGUCACUGAAGCGCGGAGGAGACGCAAACAACAAGCCAACGUCAACAGGACUCAGAGGGAGGAGCCAAACAGCAGUGGGGACGAUGACUCUGGUGGCCUGAGGUUGCCGAUGCCACACUCACUCUCCCACAGCGUUGAGCAACUUACAGAAGGGAAGACGUCUUCUUCAAACCAGCGAGGUGUCAACAGUGACGCCGCAUGGCUCGGACCCUCCCACCCAGUCAAAGAGAGAAGAAGACGUAAAGGGAGAGAGGAAAGGAGAAUCAGUCCCAGAAAAGAUACAUUUGGUCUGGCUGCAGCCCCUAUGGACGACAAGAUCGUAGGCGGCUACGAGUGCACCCAACACUCCCAACCCUGGCAGGUGUCUCUCAAUAUCGGCUACCAUUACUGUGGCGGCUCCCUCAUCAACGACCGCUGGAUCGCCUCCGCUGCGCACUGCUGGCAAAACCCCUACUCCCAGAUUGCAGUCUUGGGGGACCACCACAUCUGGAUGAACGAGGGCACGGAACAGUACAUGUCGGUGGACGCCAUCUAUUGGCACGAGAACUACGACUACACCACCCUGGACUAUGACAUCAUGCUGAUGAGGUUGGCUCAGCCCGUCACCGUGAAUGAAUACGUCAGGCCCGUCGCCCUGCCCAAAGCCUGCCCGCCGCCGGGACAUGGCACGGUGUCCGGAUGGGGCAACAUCUACACUGAUCAAGUGUUCAACCCAUUCAACCUCCAGUGUGUGAACGUCCCCAUUAUGUCCCACAUGGACUGUGAAGGCUCCUACCCCGGCAAGAUCACCGACCACAUGGUGUGCGCUGGAUACCUGGAGGGAGGCAAAGAUGCUUGUCAGGUAUUUUUCACGCAAUUACACAGCACAUUAAAUGAGGCUGUGGAUGUGUAG
Hippoglossus stenolepis (Pacific halibut) is the source of this 2870-nucleotide messenger RNA. It is a transcript of the gene cblc, whose product is annotated as Cbl proto-oncogene C, E3 ubiquitin protein ligase. The record is from RefSeq and is a predicted model, not a curated record. NCBI's taxonomy places the organism in Eukaryota, Metazoa, Chordata, Actinopteri, Pleuronectiformes, Pleuronectidae. Gene Ontology annotation, molecular function: calcium ion binding; ubiquitin protein ligase activity; serine-type endopeptidase activity. The transcript is spliced from 17 exons. Gene Ontology annotation, cellular component: plasma membrane; membrane raft. Bases 495 to 2870 code for a protein of 791 amino acids. Gene Ontology annotation, biological process: negative regulation of epidermal growth factor-activated receptor activity; proteolysis; cell surface receptor signaling pathway.